This is a messenger RNA of Cynoglossus semilaevis (tongue sole), 12473 nucleotides long. RefSeq names its product laminin, alpha 5 (gene lama5). The record is from RefSeq and is a predicted model, not a curated record. Gene Ontology annotation, cellular component: basement membrane. Gene Ontology annotation, molecular function: signaling receptor binding; extracellular matrix structural constituent. NCBI's taxonomy places the organism in Eukaryota, Metazoa, Chordata, Actinopteri, Pleuronectiformes, Cynoglossidae. Gene Ontology annotation, biological process: animal organ morphogenesis; regulation of cell adhesion; regulation of embryonic development. Bases 144 to 11516 code for a protein of 3790 amino acids. The transcript has 78 exons.
UAAUAGAUCAAACAAGUCAACGGUGGUAAAGCAGCACCUGAUCGACAGACCGAAAAAUAGUUCCUGGGACUAAUUAAAAUGACGAGGUUGUUUGUUUGUUUUUAAGAAUAUUCCCAUUCUCUACCUUUAACCAGUGGAUUAAGAUGUCUCCUCCUCCAACCACAGGUCGAGCCAACACAGACGGGGAGGCAAUCAGAGGGAAGGUGGUGGGAGAGAGGGGGACGGAGGCAGGGAAGGAGAGGAAGGCAGUGCCUGCUGGAGCGACACACAGGCGCGGGAGGACGCAAACUUCGACGCGCCGCUCUCCAGGACUAAAAACUCACCCCUUCCUCUCGCUUUGUUUCCCACACAACUUUUUCCCCACCCCCAAAUGCGUCUCUAGAGCCGACGUUAACGACUCGGUUCUCCCCCACACCCACCAGUCAUUUCUUUUUCUCAACUUCAGUCGGACGGGAUCGCUAGGACAGGUGGAAAUGAUGGCGAGUACCGCGGCGCCUCAGCGCAGCCGGACGCGGGUGUCGCUGCUGCUCUGGCCGCUCUUGGUGGCCUGCUGCCGGGUCACUUUGGCACAGGAACUGCCUGCUCACGGGGUAAACGGCUACAGCCUGCACCCGCCGUACUUUAACCUGGCCGAGGGCACCAAGAUCACCGCCACGGCGACCUGCGGAGUGGACGAGACCGGCAGGACGUUGCAAGACCUUUACUGUAAACUGGUGGGAGGCCCGGUGUCCGGGGAUCCGAGCCAGACCAUCCAGGGUCAGUACUGUGACAUCUGCAACCAGGGGGAAAGCGAUCGAGCCCAUCCCAUCACCAACGCCAUCGAUGGAACCGAGCGAUGGUGGCAGAGUCCACCUCUGUCCCGCAGCACUGAGUUCAAUCAGGUCAACGUCACCCUGAACCUUGGACAGCUUUUCCACGUGGCCUAUGUGCUGAUCAAGUUCGCCAACUCACCCCGUCCAGACCUGUGGGUUCUGGAGAGAUCCGUCGACUUCGGCCAAACCUACCAACCCUGGCAGUACUUCUCCUCCUCCAAAAGAGAGUGUAUUGAACGAUUUGGUCAAAGAACCAUUGAAAGGAUCAACUCUGACGACGACGUCAUCUGCACCACUGAAUACUCUCGUAUAGUCCCGCUCGAAAAUGGAGAGGUUGUCGUGUCCUUGGUCAACGGUCGUCCUGGCGCCAUGAACUUCUCCUACUCUCCUGUUUUGCGGGACUUCACCAAAGCCACCAACAUCAGGCUCCGCUUCUUGAGAACCAACACGUUGCUCGGACACUUGAUGGGCAAGGCCCUGCGCGACCCCACAGUUACCCGCAGGUACUACUACAGCAUCAAAGACAUCAGUAUUGGAGGACGCUGUGUGUGUAAUGGACACGCCGAGGCCUGCAACGCCAAAGAUCCCAAUGAUCCCUACAAGUUACAGUGUGACUGUCAGCACAACACCUGCGGUGUGUCCUGUGACCAGUGUUGCCAUGGACAUAACCAGUUACCGUGGAAACCAGCAACUACUUUCAGCGCUAACGAGUGUGAACCCUGUAACUGUCACCGCCACUCAUUCGACUGUUACUACGACCCUGAAGUCGAUGAGCGCAGGGGCAGCGUGGACAUCCACGGACAUCACCGAGGAGGAGGAGUCUGCCUCAACUGUCAGCACCACACCACUGGCAUCAACUGUGAGCGCUGCAUCCCCACCUACUACAGGUCACCUGACCACAGCAUUGACUCAUCUCUGGCCUGUUCUCCCUGUGACUGUCAGUCAGAGUUCACAGACGGCACCUGUGAAGAUCUGACCGGUCGUUGCUUCUGCAAACCAAACUACAGUGGGGAGAACUGUGACUCCUGCGCCAGCGGGUUCAUCAACUUCCCUGAAUGUUACCCUGCUCCUACUUAUCCAACUAACAACAAUGGCGAGGCAAAACCAGCAGGAGAGAUCAUCAACUGUGAGUGCAGCGCCGCAGGGACUGUGGACAACUCCUGCAGGCCUGACCCGAGAACUCGAACCUGUGUCUGUAAACCAGGUUUCACUGGUGACCACUGUGACACCUGUGCUCCAGGAUUCCAUGGACUCAACUGUCAGGCAUGCCAAUGUUCAGGCCCCGGCUGUCUGGACGGGUCAUGUGACUUUGUGACAGGUCACGGUGUGUGUCGAAGUGGUUUCCAGGGUUACGAGUGUGAUCAGUGUGCACCAGGCUACUUCAACUACCCACUCUGUCAAUUGUGUGGUUGCAGUUCGGUCGGUUCUCUCCCUGAAAUCUGUAAUUCAACUGGACACUGUGUGUGUAAACCAGAGUUUCAGGGACCUCGGUGUGAACAGUGCAGAUCUGGAUUCCACUCCUACCCCAACUGUCAAGUGUGCACCUGUGACCCUCGCACCUCGUUGGACACCAGCUGCACUGCGUCAGGUCACUGCCACUGUCGGCCCAGUUACAGCGGAGCCUCAUGUGAGCAGUGUGCUCCUGGUUAUUAUGGUUACCCAACCUGCACACCCUGCCAGUGUUCUGCAGAAGGAUCACGAUACACCAGCUGUGACCAGGUGACGGGUCACUGUGUGUGUCUGCCCCAUGUGGUUGGACAGAGGUGUGACAGCUGUGCACAUGGAGCUUACGGCUUCCCCAACUGCCAGACUGGUACCUGUCAUCCAGCUGGUUCUGUCCAGUAUGUGGUACCACCUCCACUGGGCCAGUGUGAGUGCCGUCAGCAUGUGGAGGGUCCAGCCUGUGACAGAUGUAAACCUCUGUACUGGAACCUCUCUCCUGACUCUCCUGAUGGAUGCACCAACUGUGAAUGCCACAUUGCUGGGACUCUGAGUGGUGUUGCAGAGUGUGCACAGGAAACUGGUCAGUGUCACUGUAAACCAAACGCCUGCAGUGGAACGUGCUCCACCUGUAAGGAUGGCUACUACAACCUGCAGGAGCAAAGUUACUUUGGCUGCCAGGGAUGCCAGUGCGACAUCGGGGGCUCUGCAGGCCAGUCCUGUGGAGAAAGGAACGGACGCUGUCGCUGCAGACCCAACAUAGAGGGCGCUAAGUGCAACCUACCUCGUCCUGACCAUUUCUUCCCAGACCUCCAUCAUAUGAAGUUUGAAAUCGAGGAAGGAACCAUGCUGGACGGCCGACCAGUGCGAUUUGGUUACAACCCUCUGGAGUUUAAGGACUUCAGCUGGAGGGGUUACGCCCAGAUGACCCCCAUCCAGUCCAAAGUUCUGGUGUCGGUGUCAGUCACCUCGCCUGAUCUUUUCCGAGUGGUGCUGCGUUACGUCAGCUGGCGUGGUGUGAAUGUUUGGGGCAGGGUGUCGGUCGUAGAAGACGACGGGCGCCACCGCUGUGGUAAAUGUUCAGAACAGUCUAAACAGAUCGUCUUUGCUCCGAGUGUGGAGCCCACUUUUGUCAACGUUCCACAGAAUAAUUUUGUGGAACCGUUUGUCCUGAACCCUGGAACCUGGACAGUGGUUAUUGAGGCUGAGGGGAUCCUGCUGGAUUAUUUAGUGCUGCUUCCCAGUUCCUACUAUGAGGCUCCCAUCCUGCAGAUCCGGGUCACUGAGCCCUGCACCUACAGCCCUGUACCUGAUGCCAACCAAAACUGUCUGCUGUACAGGUAUCUCUCUCUGGACUCCUUCCCUUCCAUCUCUGGCAACGAUGCCAGCUGCCGUAGUGACAACCACCUGCCACGACCCUGCCCAACUGAGAAGGUCACUCCACGCCACCCUGACAUGGCCGUCUGCAGUGGCUAUGAUAUUAGCAUCGAGCUGCAGACUCGUCUGACCUCCCCGGGGGAUUAUGCUUUGGUAGUAGAAUAUUCUAGUGAAGAGGAACUUCCACAGACACUGUCUGUAGUGAUUAAUAUGCCAGGAUCACGGACACACCAGCACCUGGUCACUCUGCUGCACUGCAAAUACAGAUUGUCUGGGUGUGUGUUGUCUCCUGUCUACAGUGUGUGGCUGGAGUUAACUCCUGCUUUUUGUUUUCUGCAGCACAAACUCUAUCUGGUUCCCAGAGACCAGUUUACAAUGGAGUACAUUGAACCCAAAGUCCACUGCAUCAACUCUCAUGGACAGUUCUCUCCUGACAGUUCCUCCUGUGCCCCCUCACGAUUCCAGACACCGUCAGACUCUCUAGUACUGAAGGACGGACAGAGCUCUUCCACCCAGGAGCAGGUUUUGACCUUCCCUGCUGUAGCUUCUCCUCUGCCGCCCUACCAGAAAGAGUCAUCUUGGAGUGAGGGAGUGCGACCACCGUUUGGAGCAGACACCAGUGACCACAUCAGGCUGGACUCAGUGCAGAAUGCAGCAGUGUUCUCCACACGGGUCCACACCUUGGGUCGCUACGUCUUCAUUCUCCACUACCAUCAGCCUUCCCACCCCACAUACCCUGUUCAGGUCUACAUCAACGGAGGACGAAUCUGGCAAGGUCACGCCAACGCUUCCUUCUGUCCUCACGCUUAUGGCUGCCGUGACGUCCUCAUCUCUGAGAACCAGAUCAUUCUGGAUGUGACUGACCACGAGGUGUUCGUCACGGUGCAGAUACCUAUAGGCAAGACCCUGUGGCUGGAUUAUGUUCUGGUUGUGCCUGAGUCCAGCUACAGCUCUAACCACCUGAACGAGGAGCCCAUGGACAAAUCGUAUGAUUUUAUCAGCAACUGUGGUCAAAACAGCUUCCACCUCAAUUCUGCCACUGCCUCUAAGUUCUGCCUCAGCUCAGCCGUGUCUCUGUCAGCGUUCUUUAAUAACGGAGCGCUGCCAUGCGCUUGUCACGAGGUUGGAGCUGAGAGCGACACCUGUGAAAGCUUCGGUGGUCAGUGCCGCUGCAGACCUAACGUGAUUGGUCGAGACUGCUCCAUGUGCGCCACAGGCCACUGGGGUUUCCCCAACUGCAGACCCUGUAACUGUGGCACAAGAUUGUGUGAACCAGUGACCGGGGACUGUAUCUGCCCCCCGAGGACGCUGCGCCCUGAGUGCAUCGAAUGUGAACCCCAGGCGUUCGGCUGCCACCCGCUCGUGGGCUGUGAGAUCUGUAACUGCUCUCGGCCUGGAGUCGUCUCCACUGAAACCAGCUGUGACACUCUCAGUGGACAGUGCAGAUGUAGGAACAACAUUGUCGGACGUCAGUGUGACCGCUGUGCCCCCGGUUUCUAUGGUUACCCCAACUGCAGACCAUGUGACUGCAAUGAGGCAGGAACUGAAGAGGAAGUGUGUGACUCCUUCACAGGGCAAUGUCUCUGCAAGGAGAACGUCCAGGGCACUCACUGUGAUCAGUGCAGAGUUGGUACGUUCCACCUAGACCCAACCAACCCCAAAGGCUGCACCAGUUGCUUCUGCUUUGGAGCAAUUGAUCGCUGUCGAAGCUCUGACAAAAGACGCACUGAGGUCAUGAACAUGGAGGGCUGGGUGCUGCUGGGAGCUGACAGACAGGAAGUGCCAGUGACUGUGUAUCCCGGUCAGGAUCUUGUAGAGGCGGACCUCAGUGAUGUGCCUGAUGUUUACCAGGACCUCCACUGGUUCGCACCCAAGACUUACCUGGGAGACAAGGUCUCAUCCUAUGGGGGUUAUCUGAGGUAUCGACUUCACACUCAAACCAUGAGAGGUGAUGUGUUGUCUCUGCCUGCAGAAGCCUCCAGGCCUGACAUCAUUCUCAAGGGAAACCAAAUGACCCUGGUGUUCAUGGAGAGAGAGUACGCCUCUCCCGACGAGCCUCACCUUGGAAUCGUUCACCUGGUCGAGGGCAGCUUCCGUCACGCUCAGACCGGAAACUCUGUGUCUCGAGAGGAGCUGAUGAUGGUGCUGGUGGCGCUGGAGUCCCUGCAGAUCCGAGCCAUCCACUCGCAGUUGGCUCACUCCGUGUCGCUCCGUGGUGCUGUGCUAGAGGGCGCUGAGAACCUUCCCUCUGGUCGUCACGCCAACAACGUGGAGAUCUGCAUGUGUCCCGCCAACUACAUUGGAGACUCGUGUCAGAAAUGUGCUCCUGGUUUCUACAGAGACACCAUCGGCCUGUUCCUGGGAAAAUGUGUUCCCUGUAACUGUAACGGUCACUCUGAACAAUGUCUGGACGGAUCUGGAAUCUGUGUGAACUGUCAACACAACACAGCAGGCGACCACUGUGAGACGUGUCAGGGUGGUUUCCUUGGCAACAACAGCGUUGACGGAGAGGCAGUAUCUUGCUCCAGUUGUCCUUGUCCACUCAGGGUCCCCUCCAACAAUUUUGCCGAGGGUUGUUUGCAGAGAACUGACAAGAUGCAGUGUCUGUGUAUGCCUGGAUAUGCUGGACCGCACUGUGAGAGGUGUGCUCCUGGUUUCUAUGGAAACCCCAUGGUUCUGGGCAGCAGGUGUCAGCCGUGUGACUGCCACGACAACACCGAUCCCAACAUGCUCUUCACCGACUGUCAUCCCUUGACCGGAGAGUGUCUGAGCUGCAUGCACAACACAGCCGGACGGCACUGUGAGAUCUGUGCUCCUGGUUACUACGGUGACGCCGUCGCUGCCAAAAACUGCACCAAAUGUGACUGUUCUCCUUGUGGCACCGAGUCAUGUGAUCCUCACACUGGACAGUGUCGAUGCAAACCAGGGGUCACUGGACCACGCUGUGAUCGCUGUGAGGACGGCUCCUUUGGCUUUGACUCCUGCUCUGGCUGUCGUCAGUGUGACUGUGAGGCCUCAGCUGCCCUCACUCAGCCCUGUAACCCUCAGAGUGGUCAGUGUGCCUGUCAGCCUGGAGUCAAUGGACCUAACUGCAAACAGUGUGCACCUGGAUUCUGGGACUAUGGACCGAACGGAUGCAAGAAGUGUGGGUGUAGAGGAGGUCGAUGUGACCCACGAACAGGGGAGUGUCGCUGCCCAGACGGGAUGACUGGAAAACAGUGCGACUCGUGCACACACAAAUACAGUGUGGCUGUUGAGGAGCAUCACGGCAUGCACUGUGAAGUUUGUGACAGCUGCGUCAUUGUGCUGUUAGAGGAUCUGAACAAGAUGAACAAGAACUUCAGCGCUGUGGCCAAUCAGCUGAGCAACCUUAAUGCCAGCUCCAUGGCCUGGGCUCAGCUGAGUGCUCUCAACAAGUCUGUGGAGGAAACAGCUCGUUCUGUCGAGGACUACAACAAAACCUUGGAUGACAACAGGAUUCGGGCCAACAUGCUGGACACUGAGAUCCUAAACCUUAACGAGGACCUUGAUGAACUGCAGGACAAGGCAGCAGUGAUGAACAACAGGGUUGACAACCUGAACAAUAGUACUACAAACACACACCAGAGGGCGCUGGACCUGCUGCAGUUCGUCACAAACCUGACACUGGAUAUCAACGAUUUCCUCAACAUGGCGAACAAGUCACUGAUGAAUGACACAGAUGUAGAUCAGGAUGACGACGAAAGGGAGAAUAAAUUUAGGGAGGUGCAGACCAUGCUGAGGGAGAUGAGGUACAGGAGCUGUGUGGGUCAGAUGGACAUGGCUGAAAAAGAGAAGACAGAGGCAGAAAAAUUGUUGAACCGGAUUAAAGAUGAGCUGGUCAGUCGUCAGAAUGAAAACAAAGAUGUGGCCAAGACCAUCAAAGAUCGUCUGACUCGCUUCCACUCUGAAAUGAUGGACCUGCGAGACGCCCUGAAUGAAGCAGUGAAAAACACGGCCAAAGCAGGAGAACUCAAUAACAUCAAUGAGAAAUCUCUGGAGGACAACAAGAGGAGACUGGACGACCUGCUGGCCAAACAGAGGGAGGUCUACGAUCAGUUAGACAUGGCUGAGGAUGACGUAGCUCAGGUCAAUGAUCUGCUGUCCAUGCUGCAAGAUGCCAAAGAGGACUACGAGCGUCUGUCAGCUCAGCUGGACGGCGCCAGGACACCACUGGCAAAGAAGGUGAAGGACUUUGGUUGGACUGAAUCCAAGAUCCCACUGGUGGAGCAGGCGGAGAAACAUGCUGAGCUGCUGGACGCUUUAGCCAUGAACUUGACCAGUCUUGUUGCUGAAACUAAAAAAGAAGGAAUCGUGGAUGUGACUCAAGCCUACAACAAAAUUGUCAACAGCAUCAGGGAAGCAGAGGAGGCUGCCAAGAUGGCCGACAAGGCUGCUAAUGACACAAUGGAGAAUAUAAAGGAUCUGGACCUCGGUCAAAUCGCAGAUUCUUUGCGGAACCACAGUGUGGAGCUGAAGGAUGAAGUGGAGAACUUAAGAGAAGAACUUAAUAAUGAGCUCAAGCCUCAGCUCAAAGAUGCUAAAAAACGACUAAAUGAUGCCAAAUCUAAAAAAGACAAGUUGAUGAAAGACUUGGAGAAAAUUCAGGAGAGCCUCAACCUAACCACAAAUGUGACUCAGGAGAUCAAUGAGGCAAAGAAGGCAGCUGAGCUGGCCAACAGCACGGCCACUCAAGUCAACGAUGCCCUGCGUCCAAUCAAAGAGCAGCUGGACCUGUGGAAGGGGACCUACGGAGAUGCCAACGCCACCAAUAAUGACAUCAACAAGGCACUGAUGGAAGCCAACAAGACAGUGCAAGAGCUGGGUACCACUAUACCGACUCUGUUAACAAAGCUGGACAGUCUCCAGAAUCACUCCUUCCAGAUGCCAAACAUUUCCGAGAACAUCAACAGAAUCAGACAACUCAUACAGCAGGCCCGCAACGCUGCCAGCAAGGUGAGUGUACCAGUUAAGUUCAACGGAGAGUCUGGAGUCCAGGUCCGCACUCCGCCAAACCUGGCUGACCUCGCUGCAUACACCUCCCUGAAGUUGUACGUCACUCUGCCGGAGUCAGCUCGCUCCAGGCGACAGGGCGAUGCCACACGACAGUUUGUCUUCUACCUGGGCAACAAGGAUUCCAGCAAGGAGUUCCUGGGUAUGGCUCUGGAGGGGAAGCGUCUGCGCUGGUACUUUAAUGUUGGAGGAGAUACUGCUGAAGUGCAGAUGCCCGAAGACGUCAAGGCCGAUGGAAAAUUUAACAAUGUAGUGAUGGAGAGGAUUCUCCAGUACGGUCAAAUGUCCAUGUCCUCAGAAACCAAAGAAGGAGACCAGACGGUCACCAAAAGUCUUGUGGAGGCCAGAGGAGAUCAGGGCCUGCUCAACCUCCUGACUGAUGACACUGUGUUCUACGUUGGAGGUUACCCCAGUACUUUCAAACCUCCUGCUGCACUGGCUCUGCCCAACUUUAAGGGCUGCAUCGAGCUGGAUACACUAAACGAGGAGGUGCUGAGUUUGUACAACUUUGAAAACAUCUUCAGUCUGAACACCACAGAGGAGAAACCUUGUGGCAGAUCUAAGCCGGUGCUGACUCAGGCCUGGGUGAAUGACGCGGCGUUCUUCGAUGGUACCGGCUUCGCUGAGGUCAUCAUCGCUGAUGAACCCAUUAAGAUGCAGCGCUUUGAACAGGAAGUCAAACUGCUCUCACAGAAAGGAAUUCUGCUGCUGCUGCAGAACGGGAAUCAGUUCCUGUGUCUGGCAGUGCUACAUGGCACACUAAGGGUUUUCUACGAUUUCAGUGGUGAUCCUAAAGAGGAAGUGGAGCCUAAAGAGCCAGAUUCUCAAAAAUUGUUGGUCGGCGAUGCAGAUGCUAAAACUGUGGAGCUCAUCAUCAUGCGUUCACCCGCACACCGUAUUGUGGUGAGGAGCAACCGCGUCACCCUCUACAGCCACGUGUUUACAGUGAACAUCCCAGACUUCAGCGGUAUAUACCACCUGGGGGGAGUCCCUCAGAGCAAGAUGCCAGAGAAGUUGAAGACCUGGUUUCCUAAGCAGGGCUCUCUGAAAGGCUGUUUCAGAAACGUGAAGGCAUUAAACUCUCAUGUUGACCUGAAAAGAACAAAGAGUUCUGGAGUCAGUUUUGGUUGUCACAGCGACCUUUUGGUGGCUCGUGAGGCUCAUUUCUCCGGCCAGAGUUACUUGGAUUUGGCCGUGUCUGACAUUCCAGGUCUCAGGGACAACUUCUACACCAGCUUCAGUUUCAGAACUGACAAGAAGGAAGGACUUAUGUUCUACCACCAAGAUUCGGACGGCGUCUGCCAGGUGUUUUUGCACGACGGACAUGUGGUGGUGAGGGCAGGCAACAGCGAGGUUAAGACGCAGAAGACGUACAACGACGACAACAGCCACUACGUCGCAGUCUACAAUAACAUCAACGGGAUCCGUCUGUACAUGGACGACAUGCUGGAGAAAUCCAAAGCUAGUAUACGUUUGGACACCAGGGGGCGUUCUGUAUCAACCACAGGUAGCAGCACCUUCCUGGGGGGAACGCCUGACCAACCUCUGACCAACCUCACCGGCUGUAUCAGCAACAUUUUCAUCAAGAGGAACACCGAUCCUCAGAUGGUCCUGAAUCUUCUGAAGGUCAAGGAGAACGUCAACGUUCCUCUGAGUUGUCCCGCCGCCUCCAAACCUCAGCAGAUUGUUGCUGCUCUGCCCAAACCCAACAGCAAACCCAAGGGGAAACACAAGAAGCCAUCCGGUUCCCGGAGCCGUAACACCAGGGAGUCCUGUCAGGGCGGGCCCUCGGAUCAAGAGGUCGGAGCCACCCACUUCAGUGGCUCCACACACAGCUACCAGAGAUACGACUCCCUGCCCAGCUCUCUCAGCUCUAUGCCUCACAUCUCCCUGUCUGUGAGGAUCAACUCCUCUGAGGGUUUGCUGCUUCAUGCAGCCGGUCAGCACCGGGCCUUCAUGUCCCUCAGUGUCUCAGAUGGUCACAUGCUGCUGCUGCUGGACGGGGGGAAGAGAAAGGUCAGCCUGCGCAGCCGCAAGAAGUACAACGACGAUCAGUGGCACACGGUGUUUGUGAAGCGUGAAGGAGAGAAGAUGAGUCUGGUUGUGGACGGUAUCAGCGCUCAGUCCAAGAGAAUUCCUGGAGGAGACAAGACUCGUCUCAAAGAGCCCCUGUACAUCGGAGGCGUCCCACCAACGUUGACAGCUCCAGGCAUCAGUGGCUUCAUGGGUUGUGUGAAGGACCUGAAGCUGAACGAGGUGCCUGUAGAAAACCCCUCCCACAGUCAAGGGACUGUGCCAUGUUUCCAGAACCCUCUACAGCCUGGAGUCUACUUCUCUGGACAAGGAGGACACAUCACAAUCGACGAGUCCUUGGUUCUUGGUCGGGAUCUCGAGGUCAAGUUAGAGGUUCGACCCAUCUCUGACUCUGGGCUGCUGCUGCAUGCUGGGAUAUCAGCCAAUCAACACCUUAGUUUGACUCUGAAGCAGGGAGAGGUGACUGUGUCAGUGAACAGUGGUAAAGGUGAGUUCUCUGCCUCCUUCACACCUGAAGAACCUCUGUGUAACGGACACUGGCACUCCAUCAUAGUGGUGAUGAAGAACAACGUCCUGCAGCUUCAUGUGGAUGAAGCCACAGAGCAGAGUGUUGGCCCCAAACAGAGCCGUUCUGCAGGAAGCAAGGAGACUGUUUACCUCGGAGGAGUGCCUGAUGGCGUUACAGUUCCUGCUGCGCACGCCGAUCUGCCUCCUUUCCGGGGCUGCAUCCGCCACGCCACGGUCAACCACAAACCCAGCGUGCUGUCCAAACCUCUGGCUGUGCACGGAUCUGUAGGAACACAGGGCUGCCCGCACAUAUAAAUCAAACACACACACACACAGUCUUAUCCUCACAUUCCCCAACUCUGAAUACCUGGUGGUGGGUGUCAUGUUACUGUAGCUUAUUUAAAAUAUAUAUUAAUAUUUAUUGUAUAUUUUGAAUAAAAUCUAUAUUUUAUAACAUUCUGUUCAUUGAGGCUUUAGAACUGUUCUUUUUGUGCUACAGGGUGCUACAACAGUGACAACUGCACACACAGAUGCACUGACACAUGACGUUAAAGUGUCAAAUCAAUGUUUUUAAUCAUUAAAAAACUGUUUAUAUUGUAUAUAAAGCAAAAAACGCUUGAAUUUUUUAUAUAUAUAUAAACAAAUGGUGAAAAAAUAAAUUAUAACACAGUUGAUUUCAGUCAUUUUGCUGCAAAAAAUGUUACAUUUCAGAUAUAUUCUACUGAAGUACAGACCGUGUACAUACUGCCGCGGUGUGUUGUUGUGCAUCUCCAGCAGAGAACGUUGAUUCCUACUGAGUCGGUACACUGUGAACACUGAUUUGUGAGAAAUGUCCUCGAAGGAAUAUGGGAAAUAUUGUAUACAACAGACACAGAUAUUUUACUGAAGAUACGCAAAAAUCGGACACAUCCGUCAUUCAACAACGUGAAGUACACGUGAGUACUCUGGAACAUUUUUAAGUUUGUGCCAUUUUUAUGUUGUGUACACAUUUUCCCAUCUGUGCUGUGUAAGUAAUCAUGUACCAAAUGUUUGUGAAACAUGUAUUUUGUAUAACCACUUAUAAAAGAAAAUAUCUCAGAAAGAAUAAGCUUUCCUCCUCACUCACCUGUUGUAAAUGCAUUUAUAAAUAAAACGUUUUUUCAUACAAUCUGCCCUGGUCAGCUGCCUUAAAAACAAGUCAAAAAUCUGGUUUAUUCAUGUAUGAUUUAUUUUGAUUAUGAUGAUAAAUCACUAAAACAAAAGUGUGAAAACAAAAAAAGAAGGAAAUAAAAC